GAAGAGACGCUUGUGAUUCCGUGCGAUAAUCACCAGCAUAAACUAUGAAAAGCCCUCUGUCUCUCUUGCUCUUACUCUGCCCACCCCCAAGUCAGAUCUAAUCUAGCCAAAUUUCUCUCUCUAUCUAUUUUCUUUGAUUAGAUUCUUCCAUCAAAAGGGAUUUUUACGGUCUUCUUUUAUAUUUCUCCAUCGAUCAACUAGCUCCAACUUUACCCUAACUUCAUUAAGCUUUGCCUUUGUUUACCUUAAAAAACACCACCCACUAAAACAGAGAAUAUCGUCAAGGGAUUUCCCCUUAAACCCUAGUCUUUCCAAAGCUAGGGUUUCAGAUACUUAACUCUAACUGAUUGGAUCUGUGGGUUGGUCUCUGUUUCAAGAGCUAUUGAUUCCUACUAGAUCUUCGUUGCAUUCUUUUUUUGUUGGACUUCAUCUCAUCAUGGCUACUUCCUACCCAGGACCCUUUCAGGUUGGUUCAUACUUUGUGGGACAAUACUAUAAGGUGCUAGGACAGCAACCUGAUCUACUUCAUCAGUUUUACUCGGAUGCCAGUACGAUGAUUCGGGUCGAUGGAGAUUCUUCUGAAUCUGCUUCUUCAAUGCUGCAAAUUCAUACCUUGGCCAUGUCACUAAAUUUUACUGCAAUCGAGAUCGAAACGAUUAAUUCUCUUGAUUCUUGGAAUGGAGGAGUUCUUGUGAUGGUUUCUGGUUCUGUUAAAAUCAAGGAUUUCAAUGGCAGAAGGAAAUUUGUGCAAACCUUUUUCCUGGCCCCACAAGAUAAGGGUUACUUUGUUCUUAAUGAUAUCUUUCAGUUUAUUGAUGAUGAAACAAUUUACCAACAUCCAGCAUCAACAUUACCAGAAGACAAACUUGAUUCUAAACUAAAUGUAUCAAGCCCUGUUGCAGAGCCACAAGUUUCUGACUAUGCCUUGGAGGAGGACUUCAGUGAGUACGUCAACUCUGUUCACAUUGAAGAUAAUCCAGUUGACAACUAUAGUAUCCCAGAGCAACCAGAGCAAGAAGCUGUUGAAGAUGAGGAUCCAGUGGAGGAAGCUCCUACAGAGGAGGAAACCCUUGUUUCACAUCACAGUGUAGUGAAUACUGUGCAAGAACCUCCAUCUAUACCUUUGGAGGAACCUGUUGGGGAGCCUCCGAGGAGAACUUAUGCUUCUAUUUUGAGUGUUCCCAAGCAGCAAUCUGCUUCAUCUGCUCAAGUUCAACCUUCUUAUAACAAGAUUCCCUCGAGUACUUCAGAUUGGGACCAGACACCAGAAUAUACUAAUCAGCAGUCACGUCCUGCUUGGUCAGAUGUUCCUGAAUCUGCGGCAGAGACAGCAGUGGAGGAAGCUUUAGUCUCUGAAGAAGGUGAAUAUACUGGUGAAUAUAAAUCUGUAUAUGUGAGAAACUUGCCUUCUACUGUUACUGCUACUGAAAUUGAGCAGGAGUUUAGGAAUUUUGGAAGAAUCAAGCCUGACGGUGUGUUUAUCCGGAACCGCAAGGAUGUUGUUGGUGUUUGCUAUGCUUUUGUUGAGUUCGAAGACAUUCUUGCUGUUCACAAUGCAAUCAAGGCAUCUCCCAUACAGUUUGCUGGAAGGCAAGUUUACAUAGAGGAACGCAGACCAAAUAGCACUGGUACUCGAGGAGGAAGAAGGGGGAGAGGCAGGGGCAGCUAUCAACCUGAUGCCUCAAGAGGUCGCAUUAGUUCUCGAAGUUUGGGUAGGGGAAACAACCAAGAAUCUGGUGACUACAGAUCAAGAAGCAAUGGUUUCUAUCAACGAGGUUCUCGAUAAGGCGGCUUCUUAGUAAAACUGACCGUACACAAGUUGGCAUAACUUUCCAACUUUUUUGAAAAUCUGUGGGUGAUUGAGGGCUUGGUAGCAAUGGUUGAACAUUUCCCAUCAGUGAGUUAAGAAAAUAUGCAUUUACUUUCGUUUGAGUGUGUUGUUUCAGUUAAAGGAGUUUUGGGUGCAAUUUUUCUUUAUUGCUUUCAUGGGUUACAUAUGUUUCUCCCUUGAAUGCUUUUUAUUAUGCAGUUCAGGUGGAGAAAUUUUUUCUUAA
Gossypium arboreum is the source of this 2054-nucleotide messenger RNA. RefSeq names its product nuclear transport factor 2-like. Gene Ontology annotation, molecular function: mRNA binding. The transcript has 9 exons. Bases 437 to 1786 code for a protein of 449 amino acids. Gene Ontology annotation, cellular component: ribonucleoprotein complex; cytosol. The record is from RefSeq and is a predicted model, not a curated record. NCBI's taxonomy places the organism in Eukaryota, Viridiplantae, Streptophyta, Magnoliopsida, Malvales, Malvaceae.